AUGGAAGAAGCAAGUGCUAAGCAUGCCACAGAACUCGCUUACCUGAAUGUUGGAGGAAAGAAGUACAUUACCAACUUUGAAACAUUGGUACGAUCGAAAAGUUCCUAUUUCAAUAGUAUCAUGAGAAUUGACAGAAAUUCAGGCAGAGUUCUGCUAUUUUUGAGGAGCUGUCUUGUAGAUAAGGAAGGAGCAAUCUUCAUUAAUCGUGAUGGUGAUCUCUUCGCGUAUGUACUUCAGUUUAUGAGAGAUGGUAGGCGAGCUGCUUUGCCAGAGAAUAAGUGCCUUCUUAAGCAGCUCAUUCGUGAAGCCGAGUUCUUUGGAAUGGAAAGCUGGAAGGACACGCUGAUGGAGCAGUUGCAGAUCGUUGACAGAAAGGAAAAUGAGGUAACUAUGAAUUCGACAUGUCUUAAAUUGUAUGAACUUCUACAAAUUUUAUAACC
Strongylus vulgaris is the source of this 440-nucleotide messenger RNA. Lineage: Eukaryota; Metazoa; Nematoda; Chromadorea; Rhabditida; Strongylidae. The record is from the annotation of a GenBank genome assembly.